ACCACAAACACCCGAUGUUUCAACACCUACUUGGAAAAGUAUCCCACAAAGCCCUUGACUUGUUGCAUGGAGAGGCAAUUAGGAGGCUAGAUGUCUUGGAGCGCUUUAAUUCAUCAUGUGGUUGCCAAAUGUGGCACAGCUGUGGGUUGCCCUGUGCUUGUAGGAUAGAAAAGUACAUGCGUGAAGAGCGUCCGAUUCAACUCGAAGACAUAGACGUCUUCUGGCGGAAACUUAACUUCCAAAGUUGUAAAUUGAUAGACGACUCCCUUGACGUGGUCGAAGAGCUAGAUGUUGUUAGACAACAAUUACAGUCGCACCCUCCAGCUCAGCAAAAAAGCCUGCUUUCAAAGAUUAAAGCGGUGUUGACUCCAACGAAAUCUACCAAGAAACCACCGGUUGUCCAACAAAAUACUCGUGGCCGACCAACAACAAAGCAGGUACAAGAAAGGUUGGACGAGGCCUCUCGUAUAGAUGAAGAAUUGAGGAGAAGCUCCUUCGGUGAUGCAAACACGUGCUUUGAAGGUUCACGACAAAGUAAGUACGAUAAACCUCGCCACAGCUCGUACGUUCCGUCUCAAGCCUCACAACAGUCGGUUAUAAGGUCCCAAAAACCCAAAGCGACCCUAAGCCGUUCAAAGAGUUCUAAGAAGAAAGAGACACGAGAUGGUCACGGUUUUCCUUUAAUCAUUGGGGACGAGUACGUGGGAAUCAUCGAACGGUUUAAGUCUGACAUUCCGCCAGUGUUCCAUCCGUACGUCUCGUGCAUACGAGAUGUGAUGCCGGACGGUCAUUGUGGGUUUCGGUCUGUGGCUGUGGGCUUAGGGAUGGAUCAGAGUUCAUGGGGGCGUAUUAGAAGGGACCUUGUUCAAGAAAUGGAUCAGAACGAAUCGAUCUGGUUCCCAAUAUUUGAAGCAUGGGCUGCAGGUUAUUUUUACACGCAUCGUCAGGGCCUAAUUUGGGAUUCAGUGGCCGGUUGUGGGGAGAAUCACUGGAUGGACUUCCCCUUUGCAGGACUUCUUAUUGCACAAACGUACGGUAUCGGGGUGCACCUGUUAACGACAACCAUGGGUGCGAGUUCCACUUACUUCCCAAUACUAAGUCCUCCGGCUAAUCAACAACCAUUAUUCAUAACGCUUACACAUGUUAACGAGAACCACUUCAUACAUGUUAAGCUGGAAGGGGAUUAUCCUAUGCCACCAGCACACGGGCUAUGGUUGACCCACCGAAGACCCCACACAGAACAAUGGGAAGAUAUGUACUUGCCACGUCUAGAAUGGUAUACAUCGAUAAUGAAUCCUCGCCACUUCUAUAUCAGCGCGCGGCUACAGCCGAGGCCGUGCGCGCUAGCACACGGUCUAGCCCAGUACUUCGCCUCCGGCCAUCACCGGCAGGAGCGCGGAUUUUUGUAUGGCGGGGCGUACGUGACCGUCAUUGCCCGUUCAUUUGGCCUCGUACCACAUCAGGACCCACAUCUACGGACGCCGGCCAUCAUGCCGACGCGGAUGGGUAUGCAGUCGCUAUGGGGGAUGAGGGUUAUCAAGAGGUUCCCGGUUGGCCCGCGGUUUAAAAACCGCGAGGGGGGCGUAUGGAGAGAGGAGGACCUACCAGAGCAUUUCGAGGACGUUCAUCCUCCUGCAGAUCCUGCUGAUGUAGUGCCCGUGGAGGACCCUCCGGAGGAUCUAGACGGUGCAGCGGCGCCACAGCCACCGCCACCUGCCGGGGCACCUCAGUUUCCACGUCACGCUAUUCGAGGUGGUGCCCCAGGAGCUGCACUACAUCCGGAUGUACGAGCCAGGCUUGACAGGCUCGACGAUUUGUUAUUCAGUUACUCAAUGAUUGUUCUCUUAAAUUUAGAUAAUACGGAAACAAUAUAA
Molecule: messenger RNA, 1874 nt
Organism: Helianthus annuus (common sunflower)
Lineage: Eukaryota; Viridiplantae; Streptophyta; Magnoliopsida; Asterales; Asteraceae
Exons: 4
Coding region: 15-1874 (619 amino acids)
Source: RefSeq, a predicted model, not a curated record